Messenger RNA from Neohortaea acidophila, 768 nucleotides. RefSeq lists its product as uncharacterized. The record is from RefSeq and is a predicted model, not a curated record. NCBI's taxonomy places the organism in Eukaryota, Fungi, Ascomycota, Dothideomycetes, Mycosphaerellales, Teratosphaeriaceae. The transcript has a single exon. The coding region runs from base 1 to 768 and encodes 255 amino acids.
AUGGCACAAUCCUACGCAGUCUUGGGCGCCACUGGCAACGUUGGCCAGUCCGUCCUCCAGAGCCUGAUGGACAACAAUCGGGAAAUCCAUGCCUACUGUCGCUCGAGACAGAAACUCAAGAAACUAUCGCCACAGAUCGCAAAAGCAAGCAACGUAAAGGUGUUCGAAGGCAGUCUUUCAGACUCCGCGCUCUUGGCCGACUGCCUGCGCGGGACCCGAGCUGCAUUCCUUGCUGUUGCAGCUACCGGCAACCAGCCGGGUUGCUCUAUCGCACAGGAAACCGCGCACAAAGUCAUCUCUGCGCUGGAAGAGCUCAAAGCGUCGCAUCCAAAUGAACGACUGCCGAAGCUGGUCGUGCUCUCAUCAGCUUCCACCGAGCAUAGAUUGAUGUACGACUCGUCCAACCUGUUCCUUAACAUCCUGUACCGCGCCUUCUCCAACAUUUACGACGACCUAAAAGCGGCCGAACAAUAUCUACGAUCAAAGGACGCGCUCGUGUCCGUGACAUUCAUCAAGCCCGGAGCCUUGUCCGUCGACAGUCCAAAAGGUCACGUCAUCAGCUUGGAUCACGCCGUGACACCAUGCACUUUCUUGGACCUGGGCGGCGGAAUGUUGGAGGUUGCUGAUGACGAUACUGGUCGAUAUGACAUGAAGAGUGUGGCAAUCAACUCAAACGGGAAGGUCGCUUUUCCUUGGCAAGCGCCUUUGUUGAUGAUUCGGGGAUUGAUUGUGCACUUUCUGCCUUUCAUGUACAAAUUUGUGGGCUAG